AUGGUUGAACUCAUCUUUCGCCUCGCCACCAUGGACGACGCGCCUCGCCUGCGCGCCCUCAUCGAGCACGCCUUUUCCACCAACGACCCGCGGCCCGGCUGGACCGGCGACGCGGCGCUCGCAUCCCAGUACACCAUGGAGCUGGAGCAGAUGAAGGCCGACCUCUCCGUGCCCGGCGUAGUGACGUUUGCCGUGCUCGCCGCGGCGGGCGGCGACAUCAUCGCCUCGGUCAACGUGGGCCGCCGCGGCGCCGCCGCCGACACGGGCCGCAUCGGCAACCUCAUCGUGCAGGACGCGUACCAGCGCGGCGGCGUCGGAGGCCAGGUGCUGGCGUACGCCGAGGCGUACUGCCAAAGGGAAUGGGGCGUCACGAGCAUGUCCCUCAAUGCGCUGUCGUCGCGGACGGCGCUGCUGGCGUGGUAUAGGAGCCGUGGCUAUCGCGCGACGGGCGAGACGAGUGCGUUUCCGCGCGGUGCUGCGGCGUUUGCGGCGUGUGUGAUUCCGGAGGAUCUGUGCUUUAUUGAGAUGAUCAAGGAUGUUGGUGUGAUGGAGAGCGGCGAGACGAUGGUGGGAGAAUAG
Molecule: messenger RNA, 579 nt
Organism: Cordyceps militaris CM01
Lineage: Eukaryota; Fungi; Ascomycota; Sordariomycetes; Hypocreales; Cordycipitaceae
Product: Acyl-CoA N-acyltransferase
Exons: 1
Coding region: 1-579 (192 amino acids)
Molecular function (GO): acyltransferase activity, transferring groups other than amino-acyl groups
Source: RefSeq, a predicted model, not a curated record